UUGUUGGCCACAAUGUAAUCAGCUCUAUUGAACAGGACCCAGAGAAACAUACGUCCAGAAGGAGUUUGUGAUGGAGCGUGCCGGCUCGCUGCUCCGCUCGCCCUCGACCACCUGGUCCAUGUCGUCGACGUGGCUACACGUGACCAGCAGCGGCAGCACCAGACAGUCGGUCUUCUCGACUGCGGCGACCUUGACCAGAAUGGCAAUGCGGUUCCCGUGCUUCUCGACAACGCCGUCCUGGGCACCGGCUAGCAGCUCACUCCGCAUUGGUCCAGCCUCGUCGUCGUCGUCGUCGUACUCCCACAGCUCGGUGAACGGCGGCAGCGUGAAUUGCUGCUUCAUAAUGCCCACCAUGGCCGCUGCUGAGUCGGCAUGGCAGGCGAUCCUGCACGUGCAUGUCGGUGUAGAGCGGAUUGGCGAACCGCAGGACCACCGGCGCAGUGGUCCCGGCGCGCAGGCCCGGCGCAUGGGCGACCAGGAUUCGCGGCAAAAAGUGCAUGGCCACCAGCUGGAUCUUGAACCGCGUCAGCUGCGCCUUGCUCUCGGGCUUGAUCAGAAUGUGGUGGCAUUGGCGGCACCGCCGCGCCAGCUUCAUGUGCAGCCGCACGCGCUGCGGCUCCGCCUGCUCGGCGGUCGAGGCGGCAAAGUCGGCGUUUUCAACGGCCAUGCGCUGGGUUACCUGCACAUGAUCGGUAUCCUCAUACCCUCCCGCCACAUACCCUGCCGGCGCCUGUGCCUUCAACGCCGCCGCGCGCUGCACCGCCCGCCAAUGCUCCAACAGCCCCGCAUAUUCGGUCCUGCUCCCGCGGCCGCGCAGCCUUUCGAUCUGCGCCGAAAUGCCCGUCGGCUUCUCGAACGCCCAGCCGAUCGCCCUGGAGUCCCAGAAACACACUGCGCACGCCAGACUAUAGGGCUUUGCAGCCGCAGUCUCCACGUCGCCCUCGACGACCGCCAGCACGUGGGUGCAGACGGGGCACUGGAAGCAGUUGCGCGCGCAGCUGUUCUGCUCCGACCGCACGCUGGCCGUGGGCACGUCGAACAGGCAGUUCGGGCAGUGGUAGCCGGCUGGCUCCUCGAUCACGCAGUGCGGGCAGCGCAACGCACUGCAGUCGUCGCAGUAGUACAGGUGCUCCAGCGGGAACGCCCGCAGAGGGAGCAAGGGCGACGUGGGGAGUAGCGGCGGGCCUUGCGUCCGGAAUGCUGUGCAUCUGUCGCGCCUGUCGCCCCAUUGCACGCGCAGUAGUAGAGAACGCUGGGCUGUGUUGUCAUUCAGGCACUGUGAUUCGGUAGGAAGGGGAAUUAGAAUUGGAUAGGGGAUUGGUAUAAAAAAACUGUGUAUGGAAACAAAAACAACGAGGACCUUGCUGCGUUGAUCUCCUGGUCAAAAACACCCUGUCAGUA
Molecule: messenger RNA, 1401 nt
Organism: Linderina pennispora
Lineage: Eukaryota; Fungi; Kickxellomycota; Kickxellomycetes; Kickxellales; Kickxellaceae
Exons: 1
Coding region: 71-1177 (368 amino acids)
Source: RefSeq, a predicted model, not a curated record